AUGGCGACCCAGUGUGUGGCAUCUACUAGGUUGGCAUUGUCGAACAUGCUAUGCAGUGUCCUUCGAUCCGAGUUCAUUUCCGCCGUACGCCAGUCUCCUCCGCGUCAACCUACCCGCCAGUUCUUCAAACCUCAGCAUGCCCGUCUAUUCAGCGUGACCAACAGACUCGCACGCAUCGAGAUUAACGAGUCUCACGAUCUCAUCACCAUACCCCAGUCAUCCGGCUCCCUUGCCAAGGCUUCACAACAAACCAAACAGCCUUUUAAAUUUACUUCAUCGCCACACGAAACCGCAUCCUCGAUUGAUCAAGCACGCAAAGGGAACGGCAAUGGCAAAAGCCGUGGCUCCUCCGAUGAAACCAAUGACAACAAAGAUACAAGUAGGGGAAAGGUUAAGCACCAAGUCAAAGAUAUGAAUAUGAGAAAGAAAAAGAAAACCGAGGCUUGGCGCGUCCAGAAAGCGGCUUUGGAGAAGAAAUUUCCGUCUGGUUGGAACCCGCCCAAGAAGCUCUCGCCCGAUGCGAUGGAUGGAAUACGGCAUUUGAACGCGACCGCCCCUAGUCGCUUUACCACCGCCGUGCUGGCCCAGGAGUUUAAGGUUUCCCCUGAAGCCAUCCGUCGCAUUCUCAAGAGCAAAUGGAAGCCCUCCACUAUUGAAUCAGAGGAUCGUCGCGAACGAUGGGAAAAACGGCACGAGCUCAUCUGGAGUCGAAAGGCUGAGCUGGGCCUUCGACCGUCAACCAAGACUUCUCGGCCUUUGUCGGACGCUAACAUCCUUUAUAAGCCCGGCGAGGAGGAAGGGGUUUAG
Molecule: messenger RNA, 807 nt
Organism: Penicillium macrosclerotiorum
Lineage: Eukaryota; Fungi; Ascomycota; Eurotiomycetes; Eurotiales; Aspergillaceae
Gene: rrg9
Product: mitochondrial ribosome assembly protein RRG9
Exons: 1
Coding region: 1-807 (268 amino acids)
Cellular component (GO): nucleus
Source: RefSeq, a predicted model, not a curated record